GGACAGAGGUUCAUUUCUUACAUUUGUGUCUACAUUCAUGACUUUCAUGAGCAUCGGUGGAUUCCCUUCCUUUGUAGAAGACAUGAAGGUAUUUGAACGAGAAAGGCUAAAUGGGCAUUAUGGUGUGUGCGCCUUUGUAAUUGGAAACACAUUAUCCGGCAUCCCAUUCGUAUUACUAGUUUCAUUGAUUCCGGGAACAAUUGCAUAUUACCUAGCUGGCCUUCAAAAUGGAUGCAAGCAAGUUGUUUACUUCUUGAGCGUGUUGUUAUCUUGUGUUAUGUUAGUGGAAAGCCUCAUGAUGAUAAUUGCUGCCAUAGUCCCAAACUACCUAUUGGGAAUCAUGACAGGUUCUGCAAUCCAAGGACUCAUGAUUCUGCUUGCUGGCUUCUUUAAAUUGCCCAGUGACAUUCCUAGGCCACUUUGGAAAUACCCUUUGCACUACAUGGCUUUCCAUCGAUAUGCCUUUCAAGGAUUGUUCAAGAACGAAUUUCAAGGCCUAAAGUUUGCUACCAAAAACAACAAUAUUAUUGUUACUGGUGAGGAGAUUCUGAGGGACACAUUUGAAGUGGACAACAGUUACUCAAAGUGGCUUGAUCUAUUAGUGUUGGUGGGGAUGCUUGUUUUGUAUCGAGUUCUAUUUUUGGUUAUCAUUAAGGGUACGGAGAAGGUUAAGCCUUUUGUUGCAUCCUUCAAACUGGUGUCUCCCAAGAAAACAAUACAUGUCAUGGAAAAUCCAAAUGCCACCCCUCCUACUCAUGGACACUACCUUGUAUAAGUAUAAUCAUAUAUAUAUGAAGACGAUCAUUUAAAAUUAAACUACUGGUUAGCGUUUUUGAAACCCUUUUAAAUUUUUAAUGUGAAUUAUUUAAAACUUACAUACUCACUAAUAAUAUUUCUCAUAUAUGAAUCCAAGUUUUUGUAAAUUCUGUGGUUUAUGAAUCCGAACCUCGAUCAGCCCCUAUAUCUUUUGAUGAAUGGCAUGCAGAGU
This is a messenger RNA of Arachis ipaensis, 988 nucleotides long. The record is from RefSeq and is a predicted model, not a curated record. Lineage: Eukaryota; Viridiplantae; Streptophyta; Magnoliopsida; Fabales; Fabaceae.